Molecule: messenger RNA, 726 nt
Organism: Apodemus sylvaticus (European woodmouse)
Lineage: Eukaryota; Metazoa; Chordata; Mammalia; Rodentia; Muridae
Product: prolactin-8A9-like
Exons: 6
Coding region: 1-726 (241 amino acids)
Biological process (GO): positive regulation of lactation; female pregnancy; positive regulation of cell population proliferation
Cellular component (GO): extracellular region
Molecular function (GO): hormone activity; prolactin receptor binding
Source: RefSeq, a predicted model, not a curated record
AUGGAGCUGCCGCUGAGUAAACCUCACUUCUCAGGUGCACUACUGCUGCUUCUGGUGUCAAACUUGCUACUGUGGGAGAAAGCUUCAUCAAUUCCUAAAUGUCUUGCGGAGGUGGACGGCUGCUGGAACCCACUUGUGGAAACAUUUAACAGUGCCAUGAAGCGAGCUGAAACCCUUCGUACUCUUGCUGACCAAUUUUAUAUAGAGCUUUAUCAGAACCAGUUCUCAUCUGGACAAUUUUUGGCUCUGAACUCAAGAAUGAUUAGACGGGAUGAGGUUGUUGUUAGAGCCGGAACUUACUGCCAUUAUACUCUCUCAAAUCCCCCAGACAGGGGAACUGAGCAUGCAGAUUUUGAGACUGAAGCAUAUUUAAAAACAUUGAUCAAUUAUGUGAGUGCCUGGAUCAACCCUCUCUAUCAUCUAGUGACUGAACUGAGUGUGAUGAAAGAUGUCCCUGAAGCUAUCGUUUCAAAAGUCACAGAGAUGGAGGUGAACAAGAGAGAACUCCUAGAUGACCUUAAAUGGAUACUCAACAAGGUCUAUCCUACCGCAGAGAUUAAGGAAGAAUUUCCCAGCUGGGAACACCUUUCAUUCCUAAAGUCAGAUGGCAAACAUUCUAAAUUUUUGGCAAUGUUUAAUCUUUCCAACUGCAUAUACAAUGAAACAUACCACAUUUUAUUUUAUCUCAGCACACUGAAGUGUCGUAUAACUGGAAAAGAUUGCUAA